AUGCGUGCGCAGAGGAUCAUAGACUUAGCUGUAUGGACGCCAGUCGGCAUGAGACGCGCGCGAAGUGUAACCGGGCCCUUGCGGCGUGCCCAUCCCGCCUCGGGAGCCACCUGGAACGUCCAGGUGGUGCGAGGCAAAAUGAGUUCACAGUGCUUGUGGCAUGCAUGUCGUGCUCUCUCGGCCGGCUUAUUACUGAUGCUCUUAGGAGGCGCUAUGGCAGUAAUAGGGUAUUAUGCAGACACGCUGUCAGUGGCACAAGAGGUGCGUGGGAACGCUACGGUUUCAGUGAAGGACGAAGCUCGCGGCUUUCAUCUCAAUAACCUGUCAUACGCCGGUCCUAUAGUUAUGGGAUUUGGAGGAUUCAUCGUUGUUGCAGCCUGUGUUAUGACAUUUGAAGCUAGAGAUAGCGCGGCAAAGGUUACUCCGGCUCGACCCCAAGCUCUACCUCGACCUCUGCCGAGACGUGGAGUUUGUGCCACCCCGGCAAGACUCGACCAGCUUGGAGUAUACAGGCUACCACAUGUUCUCCCACUACCACAUGCUCUACCACUGCCUCAAGCACACAGAAUACGACCGCCGCAUACAAAAAAGAGUGAGCGGGCUAGAGAGAAAGCGAGAUUUGGUUCAGCACCAGACUUGCGUAGCGCUAGCUCGAGAGCUACGCUUCCCGUAACAGCUCUACGGAGACCACUACGUCGCUACGCACUCUCUGUAGAUGAGCCACCGCGCUCGGCAGUCAGUGCAAGUGCGGCGGAGUCGGAAUGUGGGUCACAAUCUUCUCUGGCUUUAGAUCUACAUGGAAGCGGCGCUUGCGCAGGUGUCACUCUACGAGUCCGUGACAAUACGCGCCGUCGUCCUCUCGCCAGACAGCAAAGACUCGUUGAAGAUACGCUACACCCAAUAUUGAGCGAACGUGUUAACACGAUUAAUAAUAAACGAGAGGGAGACUCUUCUCUUACAAGGGUUAACAGAACUUCAGAUGUCGAAAUGGUUCACUUAUCAAUAGAGAGUGAGGUCCGCGCCUGUAGUGCUCCGCCACCUUCUAGCACACCCCCGUCACACAGGUCCUCUUUACAGACUGAAAAUUGCGCGUUAACUCUAGAAAAUGAAGUUUCAUCAACAGAAACACAAAAUAUUGAAGCCAUAAAAGACGAAAGUAACUGA
Messenger RNA from Leptosia nina, 1164 nucleotides. Lineage: Eukaryota; Metazoa; Arthropoda; Insecta; Lepidoptera; Pieridae. The record is from the annotation of a GenBank genome assembly.